AUGCUGUUGCGACUUGUAUUCGUUCUUUUCUAUCUCUUUUGUGAAACGACUGCUAGCAGUUGUCCAUAUGGAAGUGUUGUUGAUUCAAACGCGAGUUGCAUUCAUGUCGAGGCAACAAGGAUGGAUUGGCCUAGUGCAGAAGCGUGGUGUGUUGCUCGUGGAGGACAUCUCGUUUCCAUACAUAACCAAUUUGACAAUACCUUUCUACAAGAGCUUGGCCUUAACGUGUCCAAUUACUGCUCUAACAUCUGGACUGGCGGCUUAACAUAUAACUACAGCGUUUCCUGGAGUGAUGGGACACCUUUUGACUACUCUUUCUGGGCAAACGGUGAACCGAAUGGUAAUAGUUACACGUAUUACAUCUAUUUGGAAAUCAAUACAGGAUUUUGGAGAACCUACGUCAGCAGUUCGACGUAUUGUUUUGCCUGUGAAAUACCUCAGGAGAUGACAGACUGUGCUGACUGGUACAAAGCGGGUUACAAAGACAACGGAGCAUACAAGAUAUCGCUUAAUGGAACUUCGCACGAUGUUUAUUGCAGCAUGGAUAAUGGCGGUGGAUGGACAGUUUUCCAAAAUCGUAUGAUCGGGGACGAAUCAUUUUGGGAUAGAACAUGGGACGACUACAAAGAUGGCUUCAACACAGAGCGGUUGACCGAUAAUUCCAACUUUUGGUUAGGAAGCGAAUUGUUGCAUCAGCUGACAGCUAAAGACAAGGAUGUUACACUCAGAGUCGAAAUGAUGGGAGAUCGAACUCCAGGAUCUUCCAAAGCAUCGUCGUCUUGGUUCAAUGAAUACACCAGAUUCAAGGUAGCAGGAGAAUCGUCCAAGUAUCAACUGACAGACUUGUAUGUCGAUAACAAAGGACAGGGCAACAGUAUGUGGAAUGCUUUGAUGUAUUCUGUCGGCGCAGAAUUCUCUACGAUUGACCGCGUCAAUGAUCCUGAACUGGACUGUGCGUGGAAAUUCAAAAUGGGGGGAUGGUGGUUACGCAAUUGUGCUCUUACGUCACUAAAUGGAGAUUACGAUUUUGCUGAAGCGAACGGAUACGGUAUGUUUUGGACCAUGAGUGGAAUAAAUGAUAUCAUUCAUCCUAUCUCAAGCAGAAUGAUGCUCAGACCAACGUCUUUUUCAACAUGA
Molecule: messenger RNA, 1137 nt
Organism: Cylicocyclus nassatus
Lineage: Eukaryota; Metazoa; Nematoda; Chromadorea; Rhabditida; Strongylidae
Source: the annotation of a GenBank genome assembly